This is a messenger RNA of Mytilinidion resinicola, 590 nucleotides long. RefSeq lists its product as uncharacterized. The transcript has a single exon. NCBI's taxonomy places the organism in Eukaryota, Fungi, Ascomycota, Dothideomycetes, Mytilinidiales, Mytilinidiaceae. The record is from RefSeq and is a predicted model, not a curated record. The coding region runs from base 212 to 535 and encodes 107 amino acids.
GCCAGCAAGGCUACAAGUGCUACCUUGUAUUUAAAACCGUCUCAUAGCGCGCCUGUUAGCUCGUCUCAUGCUUGAAACGUUUUUACCCGACAAUGGUCUUUUGUCAAGAUCUCGGAUAUAGGGCGAUUCUUCUUCUGCGAAAUGACUUCGAUUUCACGAUCGUUUACAUUUACUUUAUGUCUCCGCGAAUUCCGAAGUUCCCUCACCAAGAAUGAUGUUCGCUCCGAAUCAUGAGUUUGAGCCGCUUUCGUUCGUACUUGGAAUUAUCGCAGGCUGCCUCUUCUUAGCACUUGUCCGGACGUGCUAUCACUUCGCCAGCCGGGUAAACAUGCAAAGAGAGACGAUAGCAUUGGAAGUAGUGAGGGAUGUACAGCAGUACGCUGGGGGAAGCCUGGGAGGCGGGACUCCCGAUGAAAGGGAGGAUCCUGAGCUUUGGCCCACACAGCCUUUGCGUUUCGUAGGAACUCUGGGCACGGAAGCUUUGGGAAACGAUGACACCAAGAACGACGCAGGGAGUUUCGAUAGUGGGGUGUGAAAUGUGUGGAGCAUGAGCACUACAGUUAGGACUUCAUAAACCGUUGCAACGAUAC